AUGACUGCUGAUAAUGAAAUUCAAAAUAUUCAUUGGACAUUGGAGAAAAUUCAUAAAGCUUUGCGGAUUAUUGAUAACGAAUUCGAAUUAGUAAUACCGAAAAUAGAUCAUAUUACGGGUGACCUGAAACAAAUUUUAGCUCAUGUAACAAAUCAAAUAAAUGGCAUUCGUAAUGGUACAGUCUUUGUUACUUCAUACUUUCCCACUUAUCGUAUUUAUCUGUUGGCAUUUGUCAUCACUGAAAUUAUUGCUGGUAUUCUCGCGAUUGCUCUAAUUUACUAUCUGAUUCUUCUGAUCAAAGAAUUCUGCCUUAGAAAAUGUCUGCCAGAAAUUACUGGAAUAAACCGAAAAUUAUGCCAAAACAAUACAAACGAUAAAAAAAAUAAAACUGAAACGCUUCAGCUUAAACAUACGUUAUCGUCUACACUUUCUUCAUCUACUUUUCGACACCAAAAGAUUAACAAAGAUUGGUGGAUUGAUAUGUAUGAUUUGGAUGACAAAACUCAACUUCACAAAGGUCACGUUUAA
Messenger RNA from Thelazia callipaeda (thelaziosis nematode), 528 nucleotides. NCBI's taxonomy places the organism in Eukaryota, Metazoa, Nematoda, Chromadorea, Rhabditida, Thelaziidae. The record is from the annotation of a GenBank genome assembly.